AUGUCUAUUCUCGGGAAAUUCAUCUAUGUCACCGUCCUCCUCCUCAACGCUAUCUGCAUCCCCUCCGAAGACCGCUUCCUCGCGCGCGUCGGCCUCGCCCCGGCGACAUACCAGCGCGGCUUCGGGCAAGAAGUAGACAGCAGCGUAAAAUACAAAAUAAUCCAGUUGAUCGCGAGCGUGCGGACGGUCAUGAGGGUGUACGAGCUCAUCCUCGGCUAA
Messenger RNA from Chaetomium fimeti, 219 nucleotides. Its product is annotated as Yos1-like protein. Lineage: Eukaryota; Fungi; Ascomycota; Sordariomycetes; Sordariales; Chaetomiaceae. Gene Ontology annotation, biological process: endoplasmic reticulum to Golgi vesicle-mediated transport. The record is from RefSeq and is a predicted model, not a curated record. The transcript has 4 exons. Gene Ontology annotation, cellular component: Golgi membrane; COPII-coated ER to Golgi transport vesicle; endoplasmic reticulum membrane. Bases 1 to 219 code for a protein of 72 amino acids.